Molecule: messenger RNA, 2072 nt
Organism: Salvia hispanica
Lineage: Eukaryota; Viridiplantae; Streptophyta; Magnoliopsida; Lamiales; Lamiaceae
Product: dolichol kinase EVAN-like
Biological process (GO): dolichyl monophosphate biosynthetic process
Cellular component (GO): endoplasmic reticulum membrane
Molecular function (GO): dolichol kinase activity
Source: RefSeq, a predicted model, not a curated record
UUUGUGAAGUGUAUUUUUAAGAAAAGUAAUAUUCCCUGUCGCGGAAUCCGCAUCGAAUCGGAAGAAAUUGCCGGCGAUAGAAGCUAUAUGGCGCUGUCGCGGCAGCUCAACGGCGAGAGGGCGGUGGUGUUUAUCUAUAUUGUUCGAAUUCUUUCAUCCAUUCCUCUUAGUCUCGUGCCGGAAGGCUUCGCUCUCUGCGUUGAGAUAUCCGCGGACGACGCCUCCAAUCCGCUUUCUAUUUUCUUUAGAACCAGGCCUGGAGUUUCUUCUGGAGUUCUACUGGGUGCAGUCACACUGCCUGGUCUCCUACUCUCCAAGUUGGUACAAACUUUGAGAGAAAAUUCAUUGCAGCAAGUUGGAGUUAAAGAGUUUGAGUAUCUGAAGUCACAGUACUGGGCUGCAUCAUCCAGUUGUGUUGCUGUGCUAAUCUUCCUUUCCCUCAUUGGUCAGUGUCCGGGAAAGAGCAAUUCUUCUAUCUGCUCUCCUUCCAGAAGGAACCAAAUAUAUAGUUCCAUUUGUGUAAUAUUCUUUGUUGGAUCUGGCUUGGCAUCCUUAUCUGGUAAAUUAUAUGGUGGCUUGUCUCCAGUCUUGAUAUCGUUAUGGGUGCUUGGCCAUGGGUGGGCAUCAAUUGCACUAAUUCAAAAGAUCCUUGAAACAUUUCCAGCUUGUGCUUCUAUAGGAGAAUCUCUUCUAGUGACUACUGGAAUUGUUAUCUAUUUUGGAGACAUGUUGGCAUAUACUGCUUCCAAAAUUUCUUAUUUGGUGUCAUUGAAGGCACUAUUCACUCAAAAUGGAAUCAACAGAGGUGAGAUAAGCACCAUUAUACAGGGAAUGAUUUUUGGUCUCCUUCUUUUUUCUGUGUUCUAUAAAUAUAUUCUUCGAAUGGGGGAAUACUGUGUCAGCUCAAGAAACAACACAGACUUGGAAACCCAUGAGAAGAGAAGAUCCCUUGUUUUUUACGCUUUGCUCACUUUUUUGUUGGUAGCAGUAGUUCCGGCAUGGAUGCAAUUUGUGCAUACUUUCAACAUGCACCCAUUUUUUUGGGUCAUUCAUUUUGUUUUAUCUGAACCGCUGAAUCGACUUGCUCUAUGUGUCUAUUGGCUGGUCACCAUAUCUGUAUCUGUUAGACGGUUUUACAGCAUAUCAAAGAACAGUAAAACCGAGAGAAUACUUCUUCGUAAAUAUUAUCAUCUGAUGGCUGUUGCACUUUUUGUUCCUGCCCUUAUAUUCCAGCCAAAGUUUCUUGAUCUUUCUUUUGGUGCAGCUUUGGCAGUUUUUCUCUUGCUGGAAAUUAUUCGAAUACGGAAAAUCUGGCCCUUAGGUCAUCUAGUGCAUCAAUUUAUGAAUGCGUUUACAGAUCAUCGUGAUUCUGAUCUUCUUAUUGUCAGCCACUUCUCACUGUUGUUGGGAUGCGCAAUUCCUAUAUGGUUGUCCUCUGGUUUUACUGAUAGACCACUUGCACCAUUUGCUGGAAUUCUGAGUCUUGGUAUUGGAGAUACAAUGGCAUCUAUGGUAGGACACAAGUAUGGAGUUCUUCGGUGGAGCAAGACUGGAAAGAAAACAAUCGAAGGCACUGCUGCUGGCAUCACUUCUGUUCUUGCUGCUUGCUUUGUUCUACUCCCACUUUUAGCAGCAACUGGUUACAUUUUCACUAUGCACUGGUUUUCCUUGAUUGUAGCUGUAACCACGAGCGGGCUGUUGGAGGCCUACACAGCACAGCUUGAUAAUGCCUUCAUACCUUUGGUUUUCUAUAGCAUACUCUGUUUAUAAAAUGCAACAAGAAAGCAACGUUCGACGUGCAAGAGCCUCACCUAUUAAUCAUACACAACUUCACAGAUAAGUCAGCUUCUUUUUUCCUGUAUUUAAUACCAACAUAGCGUAAACCGGUCAUAAAUAUAGACAUGUGUUCUUACUUCUUUCCAUUUUAGGUAUAGAUGGAAUGUAUGCUGUACAAAUAGUUUAUAUAGUAUACGAGUCAAAAUUAACAUAUGCUACGUGGAAGCAACACGACUGCCGAGAAUGUAACCCAGUUUACUUUAAUCUGUAUAAGAACGUGCCAUGAUUUUUAUUCA